This is a messenger RNA of Microsporum canis CBS 113480, 591 nucleotides long. RefSeq lists its product as hypothetical. The record is from RefSeq and is a predicted model, not a curated record. The transcript has 5 exons. NCBI's taxonomy places the organism in Eukaryota, Fungi, Ascomycota, Eurotiomycetes, Onygenales, Arthrodermataceae. Bases 1 to 591 code for a protein of 196 amino acids.
AUGAAGACUUUCCCCAAAUCCAGCUUCUUCGAGGAGAAAAGGGCACCUACACUUCCUACGCCAGCUGAUAUUAGGUUAAUCAACGAGUCAGGCAAUAUCCUUGAUCCCGUCAUGAGGACUACUAAAGACGGGGAUCAACGGUCUAUUUAUAUAUUCCUAAUCGAGGGCGAGACUCUGCAGACGAGAUGGGAAGAGUGCUAUACACAUUCCGAUCUUGUUGCACCCAAUAUCAUCCCAUCGCGAGGGCCAAAUCCGAAAGUGGCGGCAAUUAUAGACUGGGGCCAGGCUGGGUGGCAUCCUGCAUACUGGGAGUAUUGCAAGGCUAGGCGGGUGAGGCUAGAACCAGAACUCAGCGAUGCUCUCCAGGAAGAACGGACGAUAACAUAUCUACCACUUAUCAUGGAUCCCCCGUUGACGAUGAGGCAUACUAUCAUCCCUAGCUUUAUUUUGUUCUAUCUAAGGUGUUAUUCUUCUGCAGCAAUAGAGCAUAAGCAUGGUCCUGGAGAUUUUAAGAUCGUUGUUAUGCCUUUGCGUCAGCUUUUCCUUUCUCUUACUGCUACUGAUUUGGCUCCCGGUCGUUGGCCCAGAUAG